Haliotis rubra (blacklip abalone) is the source of this 1937-nucleotide messenger RNA. RefSeq names its product cholinesterase 2-like. Gene Ontology annotation, molecular function: acetylcholinesterase activity. Lineage: Eukaryota; Metazoa; Mollusca; Gastropoda; Lepetellida; Haliotidae. Gene Ontology annotation, cellular component: plasma membrane. Gene Ontology annotation, biological process: acetylcholine catabolic process; choline metabolic process. The record is from RefSeq and is a predicted model, not a curated record. Bases 76 to 1749 code for a protein of 557 amino acids. The transcript is spliced from 4 exons.
CCCUGUGACAGCGAUCAUUGCGUACAGGCGUAGUGUAGUCUACAGCCCACCUCGGGUAUAUAGUCAGGUAUAAGAAUGUGGACAAGAAUGAGACUGGAACUCAUUAUCUUAUGGACGGUGUUACAUAUUGUGAAAACACAGAAAGUGUCAACUCUGAACGGCCCACUUUUUGGACAACGACUGUCAGUGUUGGGAAAGUCCCUUGACGUAUUCUAUGGAAUCCCAUAUGCCAAGCCUCCUGUAGGCUAUCUUCGCUUCAAGCAUCCUCAGCCUUCAGAGUCAUGGGGACCGGAAGUUAGGGAUGCGCAAAAUCCGACGCCAUCUUGCAUACAACCAAAACAUGUGUUUAAAGCUGUUGAGACCCAAAGACAGACCCCUGAUGAUUACAGCGAAGACUGCCUUCAUCUUACAGUGUGGGCGCCAUCAGACAAUGGUGGCAAUCUGGCAGUGAUGGUUUGGAUCUACGGUGGAGCUUUUUACCUCGGGUCGACGAGACUGCCACUGUAUGAAGGAAAAUACCUUGCAGCAGAGAAUGACGUUAUCGUUGUAUCAAUGAAUUACAGAUUAGGACCUUUAGGGUUCAGCUAUCUUGGUCCAGAUACCAUCCCUGGCAACAUGGGCUUGAUGGAUCAACGACUUGCCUUACAGUGGGUGAAAGACAAUAUUGCCAACUUUGGCGGCGAUCCAUCUCGGGUGACCAUAUUUGGAGAAAGUGCUGGAGGUGUCAGCGUGAGUGACCACCUGGUGUCACCUCUGUCACGUGACCUGUUUGACAGAGCCAUCAUGCAGAGUGGGACCUUUACUUGCUCAUGGGCUUACAUCGUGCCCAAAACAGCAAAACAGAAAAUGAAGAGAUUUGCUGAUCUCCUUGAAUGCCCUUCAUCUUCGACCGAUACAGAGAUAUAUGACUGCUUGAAGACUGUGGAUGCUGAAACUAUGGCAGACAUUCAACUCAGUUUACUUGGCGAAGGACUUGCAUUUGUUCCAGUUGUGGAUGGGUACUUCCUCCCCGAUGACCCCCAAACUCUUCUGUCCACUGGUUCCAUCAAGCAGACCAGUAUAUUGCAUGGGUUUACAAAAGAUGAGACAACGGUGUUUUCGGCUGUUAUGUUGAAGCGGAUGAGAAACAUCUCUACAUUUCCGGAAACAAUUAUUUUAAGUCAACAAGAAUAUGAUAGUCUUUCCACUGACCUUUUAACAAUAGAUAAAGUCCAGGAGCCUCUUCGUCUAUUUUACGAAAGUCAGGAAGCCCCUCUAAAGGACAUGGACUAUUUUGAUGUCAUGUCUCGCUUGAAAUCGGAUAAGGGAAUAAAAUGUCCUCAUCUUGAGUUUGACAGGUUGUACACUCCUGCUAACCCUACCUACGUGUACAGUUUUAAUCAUCGACUAUCAAUUAGUCCGUAUCCACAGUGGAUAGGAGCAGCCCACUGGUACGAGCUUGACUUUGUGUUUGGUUUGGUCCUGGAAAAGUCUCUGGGAUGUACAGAGGAGGAGAUGGAACUCAGCAGGACCAUCAUGACCUAUUGGACCAACUUUGCCAAGUCCGGCAACCCUAACACUCCUGUCCCCGUCAAGGUGAACUGGCCAGCCUCUGACAACACUGAUCUCUCCUACAUGGCCCUCGACGUGGGCAGCAACUUAGCAGCAGGACACGGGGUAGUCCACCACGAAUGUGUCUUCAUCAACAGGAUUCUACCUAUGAUUUCUAAAGACCCCCCUGAAGGGCAGGAGUACUGCACAAGAGGAUGAAAGGACAGCAUCAUACUAAUCUGAUCCCGAGUACUCUCCUAGUAUCAUCAUGAUUUUGCUUUGAACUGUGUAUUAGUUAAACCACUGCUUGUUUGCAGCAGAGUCCACUAUGCUGCUUGUCCACCCGUUGAUACAGCCAUCACCCCAACUACGAGGGUUGUGUGUAGGUAAAUACAUUGUAUUGCAAU